GGAGCCGCAGAGCCGCGCUGUCCCGGGGCCGCUCCCGGCCUCCGGCCCUCCGUCCCGGCUGGGCGGCUCGCGGGGAGCCCGCGCCAACACUGCCCUCCAUGGAAGGGGGACGGGAGCCGGGGAGCAGCCGCUGGCCCCAGGGCGGAAGAUGCAGGGCCGAAGCCCCCAGCUGAGCAUGGAGCUGAACAGACUGCUCCUCCUCACAUCCUUCCUCCUGCACGUGAAGGAAGACCGUGCCAGCCCACAGCGGCUGGUCUGUGACAACAGGCUCAUCCAGAAGUAUAUCCUGGAGGCCAAAGACAUGGAGAAGAGAGUGGGCCAGUGCCAGGCCCUGCCUGUGCUCAGCUGCCCUGCCGUGCUGCCCUUGGUGGAGUUCAGCCUCCAACAGUGGAAAUCCAAAUCGAAUGAGACCAAGCGGCGGGAGAUCCUGUGUGACCUGUCCCUGCUGGUGGGUGCUGCCACAGGGGCCUUGGGCCAGGUGAGCGAGGAGUGUGGGGCAAGGCAGCUGAGCCAGCUUUACCGACACACCAACUCCUUCUUCCUGCUCCUGCAGACCUUCAGCUGGGAGGCAGGACACUGGGAGCCGAGCUGCUCCUCACACUCCAUGGAACAGACCCACAUCACCAGCAUCUUCCUCACCUACCGGCAGCUGGUGCAGGGCAAGCUGCGCUUCUUCUUCCAUGACCUGGCCAAGGUCUUGUGCAAGCAAGGACAGGGGGCCAACAGAGACCCUCCGUGCGGGGCCCGGUGAAGCUGCACACAGGGUUCACCCCAAUGUGACUUUGGAGCAAUCCUGCCGGACACUGAGCUGUGCUCUGGGUGCCCAGGAAGAUGCCCACAAGGAAAGGGUUGGCUCCUGUUCCUCAAGUCUUCGGAGACCAUGCAGCCCACAAAGGCAAAGAGCAACACCCACGUGGGUGGGCACAGGCCCUGCUCCCACCUGGGCAGGCACCUCUACUGUGAAUGCUUUUUG
Molecule: messenger RNA, 973 nt
Organism: Myiozetetes cayanensis
Lineage: Eukaryota; Metazoa; Chordata; Aves; Passeriformes; Tyrannidae
Gene: THPO
Product: thrombopoietin
Exons: 5
Coding region: 149-751 (200 amino acids)
Biological process (GO): positive regulation of ERK1 and ERK2 cascade; thrombopoietin-mediated signaling pathway; cell population proliferation
Cellular component (GO): extracellular region
Molecular function (GO): cytokine activity; hormone activity
Source: RefSeq, a predicted model, not a curated record